AUGGCUACCUGCCUGGGUACCUCAAUCCACACUCGUCUUAUCUGUUCUGCUCGUGCUGUGCUCAGUAGUGCAGUCAGCGUCCAGACCGGUGGAUAUGAUGGCUCUAUGCUCAACGGGCUCAACAUCUUGCCAUCAUAUACGGACUACUUUCGACUCAAUGCCGCCACCACAGGCCUCAACACCGCGUCCGUCUUCAUCGGUGGUUUCCUUGGGCCCCUCGUGGCAGGUGUGAUCUCGGACCGGCUUGGCCGACGCCCUGCCAUCUUCUGGGGCUCCCUUAUCACCAUCCUCGGAAUCAUCAUACAGACUGCCGCACAGAAUGUUGCUAUGUUUGUUGUCGGGAGAAUUAUCCUCGGCUUCGGCUCCGCUAUUUCCGGAAUCGCCGCGGGCGUCUACCUUUCCGAGACCUUCCCUAGCAGGUGGAGAGCCUGGGGCGUCGGGCUUCUGAACGACUUCUACUACGUGGGUGCCCUCAUUGCUGCCGGUAUCACCCUUGGCACCGGUCAAUGGCAGUCAACAUGGGCUUGGAGAGCUCCAUCGUUGUUCCAGGCCAUCUUCUCCAUUAUGUGCAUUGUGAUCUUGCCUUUCAUCCCCGAGUCACCACGCUGGCUUGCAUAUCAGGGAUUGUAUGAGGCGUCUCGCACAGUCGUUGCCCAGACCAAUGCCAACGGCGACCCGAAUGAUCCUGUCGUCAUCACAGUGUACAAGGAGAUAAUCGACACCUUGGCGUGGGAGAAAAAGGAAGGAAGAGGAUUGAGCCCGAUCGAAAUCGUCAAGACGCCAGUAGCCCGGAAGCGGCUGCUUAUCGGGAUGAGCCCCGGCCCGUUUUCAUGCAUCGCCGGCAAUAUCAUAGCAUCUUAUUACCUUGGGCCGGAGCUAGACACAGCUGGUAUCACAGACACUAACGACCAGCUCAAAGCAUGCCUGCUCGUGGCUUGUCUUUUUAUCAUCGGCGGCCUUUCAAAGAAGUAUGCUGACAACCCAGAUGGUGCUUCCUCGAGUCUUGUGUAUGGCGACGUUGCCGUCAUGUUCCUAUUCCAAGGAUUCUACUCCAUUGCGUGGACACCGCUACUCUACCUGUAUCCGCCCGAGGUCAUGAACUACUCAAUCCGUGCCAACGGUCUUGCUUUCUCGUCGCUCAUGUUGAACGUUCUCGCGCUCAUCUUCGUCUUCAUCAUGCCCAUCGGUCUUGCUAAUAUCGGCUGGAAGAUGUAUAUGGUCAAUGCUUCGUGGGACAUUGUCAUCAUUGUGCUUAUUGCUGUGUUCUGGGUCGAGACCAAAGGCAAGACCUUGGAAGAAAUCGACGCAAUUUUUGAGGGCGAGAAACAUUCCAACGUCCCGGAUGUCGAAAAGGUUCGCCGUGGCGAGCAGCUUGUCAAGGUUGAGGCUCUGGAUGAGAAAGCAUCUACGAGGGAAGGGGACGAUGUUACUGGUGUAGGUGUUAUGUUUGAGCGGGCGAUGGGCAAAGUGUUAUUCAUUGACGAAGCCUACCUCUUGCAGUACACUGGUGGAAGUGGCGCCAUUGAGGAACUGGUAGACUGCAUGACCAAAGAUCGGUUUAUCGGCAAGCUCGUGGUGGUCCUCGCCGGCUACACCGAGGAUAUGGACAAGCUCUUGGAAGAGAAUCGGCAUCCGGAGCCGGUUUCCAACUAG
Molecule: messenger RNA, 1653 nt
Organism: Diaporthe batatas
Lineage: Eukaryota; Fungi; Ascomycota; Sordariomycetes; Diaporthales; Diaporthaceae
Exons: 6
Coding region: 1-1653 (550 amino acids)
Biological process (GO): carbohydrate transport; transmembrane transport
Cellular component (GO): membrane
Molecular function (GO): carbohydrate:proton symporter activity; ATP binding
Source: RefSeq, a predicted model, not a curated record